Molecule: messenger RNA, 741 nt
Organism: Magallana angulata
Lineage: Eukaryota; Metazoa; Mollusca; Bivalvia; Ostreida; Ostreidae
Product: platelet endothelial aggregation receptor 1-like
Exons: 4
Coding region: 96-575 (159 amino acids)
Source: RefSeq, a predicted model, not a curated record
CAUAACAAGAAAUGAUAAAUAUGACUUCAAAUUAUGAACCUGUGCUUAUUUCAACUGUUCUGUUUGCAGAUAGGAUUUUAUGCUAAAUCUCAACGAUGCAGUGUCCAAAUGAUAAAUACUUCCAUCCUAUGAUGAAUAUCUGCACAGAUUGUACGCCUGGUUAUUAUGGACCCAACUGCUCGAAGCCAUGUCGUUAUCCUGGAUAUGGGUCAUGGUGUCAGAAGGAAUGUUUCUGUAAUAUGACAAUCUGCAGUCACGUCAGUGGAUGUUCUGAAUAUGACUUAGAUGGACAUGAGAGUACAACAAGUAACAAUGACAUUCCGAUGAUCAUAGGUCUCUCUCUGGGGUUUGGCAUCGUAUUGAUGAUUGUUGCUUUUUUUGUUAUCACUGUGGCAAACAGAAAGUUCUACAUGGGGCAAAUAAGAGAAAAUGCCCAUUAUGUUGGAUCAGUUGUGACAGAACAUAGCAGCACAACAAACAAUUUGGAUAGAAGUCCUGGACCAUACACUCGUUAUUGCGGUGCAAGUGAGAUAACAGACAGCAGUAUUUACAUGUUAGCAAGUUCACUUCGAUAACAAGACUCUGAUCAAAAGUAAAAUAAUUUGAUUCAGAAACUUCUUCGAAUUUUUAACACGGUGAACAAUUAUGUUUACGUUAAAUGUUGAUGUUUUAACAUUUUUAUUUGAAUUAAUGUAUAGUGACAAUUAAACAAAUGUACUUUUCCUUAAUAAUACACUUAAC